AUGAAGGUCCAUGGGUUCCGCAAAAGCUUGGCGUCCUUGUACACACCGUCUGCGGUGAAAAGUUACACCGAUGCUUGUGAGGCACCUGUUGCAAUGUGGAAUGGAGCAAUUCCUUUAAAGCAAACAUUUGUCAAUAAAAACGGAAAUUAUGUGAGUGUUGUGAAGAAAACAUAUUCCCACCCACCCGAAGUUUUACCUACGCAGCUGAACUUUAAUGAUAUUGAUUCCAUGUACUGUAUCGGCAACGACGAGUUGAUUCGAUACUUUCCGGAAGGUUUAGGGGGCAAAGUUAUGCAGCUGAUGCCUCCAGGCCAUCCCCGUGGUUUCUUAUAUCGGAAAGAGAGUCAUCUUUUGAAUACAUUUAUUCAGAAGCUCACAUUCUGGGCUACUAAACGGAGCGUUAUUAGCACCUUGAGUAAUGGGAGGCCGGGCUUUAUUCUGGACGGUCCCACGGGAUGCGGCAAAAGUGCAUUGGUUUGUCAGGCGGUACAUUUCGCGCGAUCACGCAAUAUUCUCACACUAUACAUACCAAAUGCCAAGACAUGGACACAUGGGGAAUGGUGUUGGCCCAGUGUAAUUUUGCCAGGUUUUUUUGAUGCACCCGAUGCGGCGCGAGAGUUUCUUCAGUAUUUUGCUAUUUCAAAUCGAAACAUUUUAGAAAAUUGGUCUCUCAAAUGUACACCAAGUGACCUUCCCAUAGAUCAAGGUGAAACAUCCCCUAAGACACUUCUACAGCUGUGUGAGUGGGGUUAUCAGGCGGUUGCUCCAGCUUCCAUAGAUCGACAAAGUGUUUGUAUAAAGUUUCUUCUUGAUGAGUUAAGUGCCGAAAAAGAGAAGACCAUUUUAAUUGUUGUAGACGGGUGGAACCUUUUCUCACACAAUACACACUUUCGAUACCCACAUCCAGACUUCUUACGUACCCUGACAUCGUUGACCGACAAAAACACAGAUGUGGAUAUGUAUCCUCAAGAACUGCCCCGCAUCCCUUCGUCGCGUCUUAGUUUUGUUCGAGGUCUCAACAAGUUUAUCUUGUCCUCUGAUGAGCCUAAUAAAUUUUUCAUUACAUGCACCACACGGGAUUUUAAGCCUUUUGACGGCAUUAGUGGCUUUCCAGAUGUUGAAAAGGACAAAUUCACGAAUAGCCUGGAUGAGUACGCGCCAUACUACCCAGAAAAAGACUCCUUUUUCCACACUAUUAAAAUUGACAACUUUACUGAGUAUGAAUAUCGUGCGUUUCUUCGCUUUCUUAUUAACUCUGGCGAGCUGGCUGGGCUUGGGUGGGGCCCAAUGUGGCAUUACUCCAGUGAUUUUGAGAGAAAACUUUACAAAAUAGGGUUUUUGUCGGAUCGAAAUCCACAACGUGUUAUUGAUCAUUAUCACCAGGAAAUGGUGUGGCGUUAUGAGUACAAACGGGUUCGCCAGAAGCAGUUUUUACUGUCAAGACGCAAUGCGUAUUUUGUAUCUCAACGGCAGGCUUCAAAUCCCAGUGUGAGUCCGUCAUGA
Messenger RNA from Phytomonas sp. Hart1, 1503 nucleotides. Lineage: Eukaryota; Euglenozoa; Kinetoplastea; Trypanosomatida; Trypanosomatidae. The record is from the annotation of a GenBank genome assembly.